This is a messenger RNA of Caretta caretta (loggerhead turtle), 2591 nucleotides long. The record is from RefSeq and is a predicted model, not a curated record. NCBI's taxonomy places the organism in Eukaryota, Metazoa, Chordata, Testudines, Cheloniidae.
AUGGACUCCAGCGUCUGCUUGCUCCGAUUCAGCCAAGGCGAUGAGGGCAUCGUAGACUUCAGCUGUUUGGUAUCGAACAGCUUUAACACCGUCAAUUCUGCACUCCCAGCGUGUUUCACAUACUGGCUUCACAGUGACAUUGACAUGAUCUGCUGCUGGGCAGUGACGGGCCCCGGGGCAGUGCGCGGGUCCCCGGGCGGGUCGGUGGCUGUGCGGUGCCGGUACCGGGGUGGCUCUGAGGAUGAUCCGAAGUUCUGGUGCCGGGAAGGAGGAAGGUGGCGCUGUUCCGACGGGCUUUUCAUCGUGGAGACCAGUGGGUCGGAGGCCGAGGUGAGGCAGGGCAGAGUCUCCAUCCAGGACAAUCACACCGAGCUCGCCUUCACCGUGACCGUGGAGAACCUGACCCAGGCAGACGCCGGCACGUACCACUGCGGGGUGGGGAAGCCUGGGCGUCUUGACCCCAGGGCCGCUGUGGAACUCACCGUCUCCCCAGGUAAAUCCCGGCGCUGCCCCCCAGCAGUGUCGGGGCUGCCGGGCUUGGGGCACGGCCGGGGGGCGGUGGAAGAGGGGCGGGUGUCUGGACUGGCAGAUCUGCUAUCGAACCGAAACCUGCCCCGAACUAGAUCUCUGUUUUUCUCUACAGCUGUUCCUUAUGCAAUUCAGACUGAAACGACACCACAAGGAACAAAGCAGCCAGAUGUGUCUUCUUCAACAAAAGCUGAAUCCAGUUGCUCCCCUACCGCACACACCAUUCCUACACACACCACUCCUACACGAUUCCAACCCAUCAUCAUCUGUUUCCUGCUCCUGGUCUUAUUGAAGGUUCUCCUCCUCCUGUGCAUCGUCUGUGUGCUGAUCUGGAUGAGCGUACGCUACAGGAGGCGUCCCAGGGAGAUGGUGCCAGAGAGACAGACAAGCUCAUGAACUGCCUCUUUGCUAGCUCUUAGAAAUGGAUCGGAACCGGCAGACAGAGGAUUCAUUUUCCAGGUUUGCGCAGAAUAUCCCACACCAUGGGCCUGAUUUUCUUCUCCUGUCAAGUGAAGCUAUUGCCCUCACGUUCUCCGAGGAUGAAGUCUGCCGGAGGUGUCUGUCUCGAUGGUUCCCAGGCCCAGGAACCCAGGCUCUUAUCAGGGGGUUGGAGAGCCCAGGGCCAAAUUCAUGCCUGGUUUAAGCAAGUGUAACUCCGCUGAAGUCCCAGAACCAAACACAAGGUCAGAGCCAGCAGUGACAGAGGCUGCCCCUGAGUCAGCUGGGCUCUACAUAGUCACAGUGACCUGAGGUGAAAAGCGGGAGCUGCCACCAGGUGUGCUCCAGAAGGGAUUCUGUACCUGGAAUUCCCUUGAUCCGGAUCCUCCCAGAUCUGUUGACACUGCAAAGGCCAUCUCAUUUUCCAGGCUUCUGGGGAGCUGGGCUGUACUAAGAACUGGGAUUUGUGCAUCGAAGCACGGGGUCACGCUAAUGGAAUAACAUUUUUUCCUAAAGCGAAGCCAUUUAUGAAAGAAAACAGACGCAACUGCAGAGGGAGACAGACGUCCACACAGCUUGAGUCCCAGCUUGCCUGUUUGCUUACUCAGCCCCACACCCUCUCUGGGACAACGUACAGUUCACACAGACCCCUACUGGGUGAAUGAUGGAACUACAAGCACACAUAUUAUUGUUGAAUAUUCUUUUUAACCCCUUCCUAGAUUUGGGGAAGCUGCUGUGUUUAUUUUUGUUUGUACUGUUUGUAUUUUUAGUUUAUGGCAAAUGCACCUGGAGCCCUGGAUAGAAUUUUUAAUGUUUUAGAUAAGUAAAUGAAUAGGUACAGUAUUUUACAUUAAAUUACUAUAACAAAUGGCUAGUAUCUAAGGUGCCACAAGUACUCCUUUUCUUUUUGCGAAUACAGAGUAACACGGCUGUUACUCUGAAACCUGUCAUUAUGCAAGGCACUGCAUUUAGCCGUAUGGAGCGGAAAUCUAUCAACUGCAUGAAAAAACUUGUACAGACACAGACAGACAUCAUCUUCCUUUCCAACUGCAAACAGAUGGACAUCGUACCAAAAGGACUGAAGGUAAAAAAUCCAUUACAAUCUACAUACCACACAGACUAUGCUGACAGCUUGUGCCACACGCUCUCAAUUUUUGAUUAGUCUCUAAGGUGCCACAAGUACUCCUUUUCUUUUUGCGAAUACAGACUAACACGGCUGUUACUCUGAAAUAUAACAUUACAAUGACCAAAAUUGUCACACAUUGAAUUGUAGUCCAUGUCCGUCUGUUCUGAGCAAGAACAUGAAACAAUGAACAAAGCAUGAAGGGACAGUAGCCUUGUAAAUAUGUAAAAGACAUAGCUAGUAGAAAAGAGAUAGUAGGAUAGUAGGCAACAUGUGAUUGCUUGCAGCAUGUGUACAGCUCAUGAUCUAGACAGGGACUGGGUACAAAAAUAAGUGGACCAAUCACAGAGUGUGUGAUCUGAUCUAUUAACCAGUAGUAUUAAGUGUAAGUGUGUCCAGAAGCUGAUUCACGAUUAUGUACAUUGGAUGUGUGAUAUACCCUCUUCCCACCCUCUACACUUGAGCCUGAUUAACUCAAGUAUAGUUUGAUUGUAUGCCAAUA